AUUGUGCACACAGUGGAUGAAGCACAAUUAUAACCCUCUAACAUGACACUUCUAUUUAUUUGCAGAUAACAAAUGUCAAUGACCGUCUGGCGGCAUUAAGUAUUUGAUCUGAAAUGGCGACUAUGCAGAGUGCUUUGUUUCCUUGUAGUUCUCUACUUAAUGACACUUCUUCGUUUUGUAAGCUCAAUGAAGUCCGUCUACUCAAUUUCAAAGAUCAAUCUUCUAUAAGUUCAUCCAGAAGUUUUAGUGGCAACUCAACCUCAAAGCCAAAUACACUACAGGCCCAGAUUUCCCUUAGUGCGGAUAAUACCAGAAGCAUUUGUCAUCAUCCCAGAGUCGAGACUCGGACCGAUUUCGACAUAUGUCAUUGCCUUCUUUCUUUCCUGAACAACGAACUUAUUUAUGAUUGCAGGCAGAUACAUGCUGCAGCUGUAAAGCUUAAUGCUUUUGAAGUGGACUGUGUUAUUGGGAACAAGCUAGCUGUUUUGUACUGUAAGAAGAAGGAGUUAUUUGGUUGUGCCCGCCAGUUGUUUGAUGAAAUUCCCAAACGAACCAGACCAGGUUAUUUGGCGUUAAUUAACACAUAUUGCUGGUUAGAACAAUGGGAAGAUUUUUUUUGGCUCCUAGGAUUGAUGGUUAGUGAAGGGUUGUUUCCUGAUAAGUAUCUUGUACCUACUGUUCUUAAAGCCUGUUCAGCAUUGAAGUUGUCAAGGAAAGGUAAAAUGCUUCAUGGGUACAUCACAAGGAAGGAUUUAAAUUCAGAUAUUUUUGUUGGGAAUUCACUUAUUGAUUUUUAUGCAAAUUGUGGGGAAUUGAGAUCUUCCAGCAGUGUUUUUUAUGCCAUGAGAGAGAAAGACGUAGUAUCGUGGACUACCCUUGUUUCAGCUUACCUGGACGUAGGCCUUUUAGAUUAUGCCACUGAGGUUUUUCAUUCUAUGCAGUUGAAUGGGGUGAAGCCUGACUUGAUAUCUUGGAAUGCACUUGUAUCUGGGUUUGCACGGAAUGGAGAGAUUGAUUUGGCUCUACAGUAUUUGGAAGAAAUGCAAGAAAUGGGAGUGAAGCCAAGGGUUAACACUUGGAAUGGAAUCAUUUCUGGUUGUGUUCAAAACAAGUAUUUUGAAGAUGCAUUAGAUGCAUUCUACAGUAUGUUGUGGUAUCCUGAAACCCCAAAUUCUGUUACAAUUGCAAGCAUUUUACCAGCUUGUGCAGGAUUAGAAAAUCUUAAUUUAGGAGAGGUGUUUCAUGGAUAUGCUCUUAGACAUCAGCUUUGUGGAAACAUUCAUGUGGAGGGUUCAUUAAUCGAUAUGUACUUAAAAUGUGGAAGAACCGACAAUGCAACUAAAAUUUUUUAUAAGGCAGAAAACAAAAACACAACCAUGUGGAAUGAAAUGAUAGCAGCAUUUGUAAAUGUGGGGAAUAUGAAGAAGGCAAUGGAGCUUCUCAGGCUGAUGCAAAAUGAUGGUCCAAAACCUGAUGUCAUAUCAUUUAAUACUAUGCUUGCUGGCCACGCAAGAGUUGGACAAAAAUAUGAGGCAUAUAAAUUGCUGUCUGAAAUGGUCCAGAUGGGUUUAAGUCCAAAUGUUGUUUCCUGUAAUAUUUUAAUUUCUGGUUUUCAACAAUCUGGGCAAAGUUAUGUAGCUCUGAAGUUGUUUCAGGACAUGCAAUCUUCAUCAAAUGGUAGCUUCUUCAGUGACAUGUUCCCUCAGUCUGCUCGACCAAACUCAAUAACUACCACCAGUGCUCUGACAGCUUGUGCUUACCUAAAUCUAAAACGUCAAGGAAAGGAAAUCCAUGGAUACACAUUGAGGAUUGGAUUUGAGUGCAAUACCUAUGUCUCCUGUGCAUUGGUUCAUAUGUAUUCAAAAUGCGGUGAUAUUGUUUCAGCAACCAAAGUUUUCAAGAAAAUAGAUGAUAGAAACACAAGAUGUUGGAAUGCUUUUAUUGCAGGGCAUGUCAACAAUAUGCAUCCUGGUGUUGCUUUUACACUUUUCAGCGAAAUGCUAGCAGAAGUAUAUGAACUUUCCAAGAAAGAAGUAAAGUUGGCACACCUGAAAGACCCCUCACUGAUUUAAGUCAUUUGAGCUACAGAGGAUACUGGACGAGAGUACUUUUAGACAUUUUGAAAAAGCACAAGGGCAAUAUUUCUAUCAAGGAGCCGAGUGGCAUGGUAGCCAUAAAUUGACGACCCUACAAGGCCUAGAAAUUGGAAUUGAUCCAGUAUAGAAAGGUGCAGAUCCUAAAGUUCUGGAUCGUCGUCUAAAAGCAGCGCGUCGUGGGGGUCUCGAGGUUGAUGUUACCAAGUUGAUCUGGACCCCAUACAAAGAGCAAGGUUGACUGACUUCUCUUCUCUUCUCUUCGACAAUAAGGUUCCUUUCCAGAUAAAAAAAAGACACUUGAGUUGAGUGGUCACUUACUUCUUCUGCUUGUAUAAUAUAAAACCAUCAUUAGUGGACUCCAUCUCCAGACUCUAUAUAUAGACUAAGGUUCUUUCUUUAGCAGCAUGAAACAGAAAAUGGUCCAUUGUUUCCUAAUCCUACCCUAGGGUCUUAAUUACUCUUGAUACCACCAUAUGUUUCUGAUUUAUCUUUGACAUGUUAAUAAUAUUAGUUAUUCACGACCUCGCAAUCAGAUUCCUUCAUUUGCUACUUGAUUGUAAAAGGUCUUGAAGAAAAGUUUGCGUGUGUAGAAAUGAGAUUUGAGAGAAAGAAUAUGAGUAAUGAAAAAUGUGAUCCCAGUGACUGAAGUUCACCGAGGCUUAACUUCAUAUAUAUAGACAUGAGCUACCGAAAGAGUAAGAAGCUACAAGAAGCUUCUGCAACAGAAAGUUGUUCCAGUAAUCGGAAGGUUGUUACAACUCCAUAACUAACUUAUAAACUGUCUAACUGAAUACAGCUCAAGAGCUAACUAAAAACAGUUGAAGGAAAAUAUACUAUCCAUGCUCCGAAGAGGUAUCUCAAAUAUGUAGCACUUGCAACGACUACAACUAUGUUAUCAUCAUCAAUCACACAUCAUUUGAAUAUUGAUGUAUUUAUGAAUUAGAUAUAUCUUAAUAGAUCAAGUUGUGCCACUUCAAAUGCUACUGAGAUAAGAAAUGGGACAUAGUAUUAGACAUUUGUUCUAAGAUAUGAAGAAAAAUGGUACGAAAUAUGAUGUGGUGAAUUAGAUCAAAUCAUCAAAUGCAUUGCAAACUCUGGUUAAGUAGGACCAAAACCUGUAAAAAAAAAAAGCUCUCUUGAAGUUGCUAACGCUUUUUGAGGGGACGCGGGAACCGAGUUUAACCUCUUGAUUCUCCCUUAAUAAAGGAAAAAGAAAAGAAAA
Molecule: messenger RNA, 3318 nt
Organism: Humulus lupulus (European hop)
Lineage: Eukaryota; Viridiplantae; Streptophyta; Magnoliopsida; Rosales; Cannabaceae
Product: pentatricopeptide repeat-containing protein At1g19720-like
Exons: 3
Coding region: 114-2072 (652 amino acids)
Biological process (GO): RNA modification
Molecular function (GO): protein binding; RNA binding
Source: RefSeq, a predicted model, not a curated record